This is a messenger RNA of Camelus dromedarius (Arabian camel), 1069 nucleotides long. It is a transcript of the gene EEF1B2, whose product is annotated as eukaryotic translation elongation factor 1 beta 2. Gene Ontology annotation, cellular component: cytosol; eukaryotic translation elongation factor 1 complex. Bases 358 to 1035 code for a protein of 225 amino acids. The transcript is spliced from 6 exons. Gene Ontology annotation, molecular function: guanyl-nucleotide exchange factor activity; translation elongation factor activity. NCBI's taxonomy places the organism in Eukaryota, Metazoa, Chordata, Mammalia, Artiodactyla, Camelidae. The record is from RefSeq and is a predicted model, not a curated record. Gene Ontology annotation, biological process: translational elongation.
CUAGGCCGAGCGUCUUCGGUCAUCUCCGGCGCUUCUAAAGGCAGUUCCUGUAAUCUUCGGAAGUCUUGGACGUAGUAAUUUAAGACAUACCCUUUUAUUAACUGAUUUCCAAACACACAGAAAGUCCAGCGGAUAAUUUCUGACUCAUUAAUUCAGAGCCCUUGAUUUUUACGUUGAGGAAGCUAAACGGACUUUGACCUUUAACCUUCGGCCGGAGGCAUCGGAGAGAAACGCCUCCGUCUCUAUAUAAGGAAUUUCCGGCUUUUUCGCGGCCCUUUUUCCCUCUUAGCGUUUGGCGCCGGUUGCCUGGGCUCCUCUUUUCCCCGCUACCGUUCAGUUCCCGGAUCAGCCGUCGUCAUGGGUUUCGGAGACCUGAAAAGUCCCGCGGGCCUCCAGGUGCUCAACGACUACCUGGCGGACAAGAGCUACAUCGAGGGGUAUGUGCCGUCACAGGCAGAUGUGGCAGUAUUUGAAGCAGUCUCCGGCCCGCCACCUGCCGACUUGUGUCAUGCCCUACGUUGGUAUAAUCACAUCAAAUCUUACGAAAAGGAAAAGGCCAGCCUGCCAGGAGUGAAGAAAGCUUUGGGCAAGUAUGGCCCUGCUGAUGUGGAAGACACCACAGAAAGUGGAGCUGCAGAUAGUAAAGAUGACGAUGACAUUGAUCUCUUUGGAUCUGAUGAUGAGGAGGAAAGCGAAGAAGCCAAGAGGCUAAGAGAAGAACGCCUUGCACAGUACGAGUCAAAGAAAGCCAAAAAACCAGCACUUGUUGCCAAGUCUUCCAUCUUAUUAGACGUGAAGCCUUGGGAUGAUGAGACUGACAUGGCAAAGUUAGAGGAGUGCGUCAGAAGCAUCCAAGCAGAUGGCUUGGUCUGGGGCUCCUCUAAACUAGUUCCAGUGGGGUAUGGAAUUAAAAAACUUCAAAUACAGUGUGUAGUUGAAGACGAUAAGGUUGGAACAGAUAUGCUGGAGGAACGGAUCACUGCUUUUGAGGACUAUGUGCAGUCAAUGGACGUGGCUGCGUUCAACAAGAUCUAAAAUCAUUGCCCUUAAAUAAAAGCUUGAAAGACAA